This is a messenger RNA of Coniosporium apollinis CBS 100218, 2271 nucleotides long. RefSeq lists its product as uncharacterized. The record is from RefSeq and is a predicted model, not a curated record. Gene Ontology annotation, molecular function: carbohydrate:proton symporter activity. Gene Ontology annotation, biological process: carbohydrate transport; transmembrane transport. The coding region runs from base 1 to 2271 and encodes 756 amino acids. Lineage: Eukaryota; Fungi; Ascomycota; Dothideomycetes. Gene Ontology annotation, cellular component: membrane. The transcript has 6 exons.
AUGGUCGCGGAAGUUACAAAGUGUGCCGCGCUUUUCGGUGGCUUUUGCCUCAGUCUCCAGUACAACGGAGACCAAGGACUCAAAAACCCGGAGACGGGCUGCUCCUUCUCAGCCCAGUACGCUGCCAAAAUUCCUUCCUCCUCCAAAGCCGGACCGUCAGCCGAUAUCCCUCUCCAGACUCUUUCGUCCUCGCACAGGGACCGAGACGACGACUCCGUAUCCCUGAUCAGCCCCAACGAGAAGCUUGGCAGCCGGCGGUCCUCCUUUUCGUCCAGGUCGGCUGACUCGGAGUUCUCGCUUUGGAGUGAUACUGGGGAUCUAGUUGAUCAGCUCGCGGGAGAAGAGAAUCCUCUGCACGUUAGGCGCCGGCGGUCAGUAGAGGAUAGCCGGCUCGGGGGUUCAGCUAAGAACAAGCACCCCAAGCGCGUUCGUUACCAGUCCCACGAGGGAGACGAAGAGAAAGCAGGGCAAACUGGCGUCGUUAAGAGGAAAGAGGAUAUAGAGAUACCCAAUCCGGGCCCCCGGAAAGUUCCCCGCGCGGAACAGAUACUGGCCUUCAUCAUGUCUCCGAAUGAUGGACCGUCCCGUAUGCACGGGUUGCACGGCAAGAAGUUAAUUUAUUUUACUAGCGUUUUCGUGUCGUUAGGCGUUUUCUUGUUUGGAUAUGAUCAGGGCGUUAUGUCAGGCAUCAUCACCGGUGCAUACUUCCGAGACUACUUCGAUCAACCCACCCGGGCGGAGAUCGGAACCAUGGUUGCCAUCCUCGAGGUCGGAGCUUUCAUCUCGUCAAUAAGCGUAGGGAGAAUUGGCGACAUAAUAGGCCGAAGACGGACCAUCCUAUACGGAUCCAUGAUAUUUCUGGUUGGUGGCGCCUUUCAAACGUUUGCUAAUGGCAUGCCAAUGAUGAUGUUUGGAAGAAUCAUUGCCGGUCUCGGAGUGGGAGCGUUGUCGACAAUUGUGCCUGUUUACCAGUCGGAGAUUUCCCCGCCUCACAACCGUGGCAAGCUGGCUUGUAUUGAGUUCUCGGGCAACGUCUCUGGGUACCUCGCCAGCGUCUGGGUCGACUACUUCUGCAGCUACAUCAAGAGCGACUUAUCGUGGCGAAUACCUCUCCUCAUGCAAUGCGUGAUGGGUGCGCUGCUUGGCUUGGGCAGUUUCCUUAUCUGCGAGUCACCAAGCAGGUGGCUGCUGGAUAACGACCACGACGAAGAGGGCAUUGUCGUCAUAGCCAAUCUCUACGGCAAAGGCGACAUACACAAUCCCAAGGCACGAGACGAAUACCGCGAGAUUAAGAUGAAUGUUCUGCUUCAACGGCAAGAGGGGGAGCGAUCGUACGGCGACAUGUUCAAGAGGUACUACAAGCGAGUCUUCAUUGCCAUGUCCGCUCAAGCCUUGGCUCAACUCAACGGCAUCAACGUGAUCUCCUACUACGCUCCCUUGGUCUUUGAGCAGGCUGGAUGGGUCGGCCGCGACGCUAUUUUAAUGACAGGCAUCAACGCCAUAACCUACCUCUUGUCUACAAUUCCGCCAUGGUACCUCGUGGACAGAUGGGGUAGACGGAUGAUACUCCUUUCCGGAGCCUUGGCUAUGAUCGUCUCGCUCUCAGCAAUCUCGUAUUUCAUCUACAUCGACAUACGGUGGACGCCUCGCCUAGUCGUCAUCUCCGUGAUGAUCUACAACGCCGCAUUCGGCUAUUCCUGGGGGCCCAUCCCAUGGCUGUAUCCUCCAGAGAUCCUCCCACUCAGCAUCCGAGCCAAGGGUGCAAGUCUGAGCACAGCUACCAACUGGGCGUUCAACUGGCUUGUCGGCGAGAUGACACCUAUCCUGCAAGAGUGGAUUCAGUGGCGUUUGUACCUCCUGCAUGCCUUCUUCUGCGCCGUUAGCUUCGUUGUCGUAUGGUUCAUCUACCCCGAAACAGCCAAUGUCCGCCUCGAGGACAUGAAUGCCAUCUUCGGCGAUGCCACGUCCGUGAUGCCGACGCCCGCCACCAUCGCGGAAGCCGAGUCUCUCUUCAGCGGCAAUCGCUCGCCCGUGCCUUCCAUGGAUCUCAGACGCCAGUCCAUCAGCGCAGAGAACGCGAUUCCGGGUCUCAAUAUCGAUCCGCCUGGGGUGGACGUCAAGGACGGCAGACCGGUGCUGUCGAGAAAAGAGUCAGACAGGUCGGAGGGCUUGGGCGGCUGGAUCUCGAAUCUUGUUAAGCGCGGCACGGGCGGUGGGGAGGGGGAUAGCAGUAGUGGGCAGUAUAGACGUGUGGGCCAGGACGAGAAUUAG